Williopsis jadinii is the source of this 1712-nucleotide messenger RNA. It is a transcript of the gene PUS1, whose product is annotated as pseudouridine synthase PUS1. Bases 62 to 1663 code for a protein of 533 amino acids. Gene Ontology annotation, molecular function: pseudouridine synthase activity; RNA binding. The transcript has 3 exons. The record is from RefSeq and is a predicted model, not a curated record. Gene Ontology annotation, cellular component: nucleus. Lineage: Eukaryota; Fungi; Ascomycota; Saccharomycetes; Phaffomycetales; Wickerhamomycetaceae. Gene Ontology annotation, biological process: tRNA pseudouridine synthesis; mRNA pseudouridine synthesis.
AUAGAUUUAUUUCACAGUUUUCCCUCCUCAAUUGUUCGACAAAUACACCAUCUUUUCAGCCAUGUCGGAGAAUGUUGAAGCUGUUGAGGAACAGUCUGCUGAAGCUCUUCAAAGGGGACAGCGUUCCAAGUGGUCCAAGGCCAGAAAGGCGGACUUUGAAGGCCGCAAGGGGAACAAGAGACAGAAACAAGAUAAUUGGGAACGUCAGGAGAGGGCUCCUGCCUUAGACGAUGAAGGCAAUCCGAUUCCGAAGAGACCAAAGAAGAAAUUGGCCGUGAUGCUGGGGUAUUGCGGUGCUGGGUACCAUGGCAUGCAAAUGAAUCCACCACAGAAGACCAUCGAGGGAGAUCUCUUCCAAGCGUUUGUGAAGGUUGGUGCGAUCCAUCCGUUCAACGCUGACGAUCCGAAGAAGUCGGGGUUCAUGAGGGCUGCAAGAACUGAUAAAGGUGUCCAUGCUGCAGGCAAUGUCAUCUCUCUAAAGCUCAUGGAGGAUGAAGACCUGGUGAAGAAGCUGAACGAUGUGCUCCCAGAGACCAUUAGAAUCUGGGGCAUUGAAAGAACCAAUAAGGCAUUUGACUGUAGAAAGAUGUGUGGCUCGAGAAUCUACGAAUACCUGCUACCAACCUACUCUCUCAUCGCACCAAACCCUUCUUCCUAUCUUGGAAAGAGAAUAGCAGAGGAGGACGAGAAGACACCUGGUAUUACAAGAAAGGACGAGGAAAGCGACAAGUUCUGGGCUUUAUACGAGGAGAAGGUGAAAGAGGCCAACUUCACAGAGGAGGAGCUACAAAAGAUCAAGGACUUCAACCCAACUUCUCAAGAAGAGUACGAGAACAGUGGUGACGUUGCAGCGUUGGUGAAGAGAUUCAAAGCCGUUGAGUCCAAUUGUAAGCGUCAGUACAGAAUCUCCACUGAAAAGUUGGAGAUGAUGAGAGAGGCCAUGUCUAUGUAUCUCGGGCACCACAAUUUCCACAAUUUCACCAUUGGUAAGGGAUUCAAGGAUGCCAGUGCAAGUCGUUUCAUGAAGGAGAUCUCGGUAUCUGAUCCCUUUGUCAUUGAUCAAACAGAGUGGGUCUCUGUGAAGAUCCAUGGCCAGUCGUUCAUGCUUCAUCAAAUCAGAAAGAUGAUUGCCAUGGCCUCGCUUGUGGUGAGAACCGGAUGUCCUUUGGAGAGAAUCACACAGGCCUUUGACUCUGACAAGAUCAACAUCCCAAAGGCACCAGCCCUAGGGCUGUUGUUGGAACAACCUGUGUACUCAGGUUAUAACCAAAGGCUGAACGACUUUGGAUACAAGCCAAUUGACUUCAACAACUACGAGAAGGAGAUGCAAGAGUUCAAAAUGAAGCACAUCUACGAUAAGAUCUACGCAGAAGAGGUUUCCGAGAAUGUGUUCAAUGCCUUUUUCAAGUUUGUCGAUGCCUAUUCCAACGAAGGCUUUGAGUAUCUCACUGCAAAGGGCAUCACGAAGGCCGAGCCUGCUCAGCCUGCUGGAACCACUGAAGCUGUUGACCUCCCAGAGGCUCCAAAGGCUCCUGAAACUACCGAGUCUACAGAAGCUGCUGCCACCACCGAGACCAAUGCUAAAGCUGAAACAGAUGAACAACCCAACGCUGAGGCUCAGGCCUCCGAGCCAAAGGAGGAGGUAACAUCCACAGCUGCUUAGUCUAUUAGUACAACUUUUAUAAACCAAACGAGCCAAUUGACGAUAAUAG